Molecule: messenger RNA, 392 nt
Organism: Acanthoscelides obtectus
Lineage: Eukaryota; Metazoa; Arthropoda; Insecta; Coleoptera; Chrysomelidae
Source: the annotation of a GenBank genome assembly
UCCACCAAGACAAUGCAAGCUCGCACAAAGCCCAAAAAACAAGGCAGUAUUUAACGGGAGAAAUCAUGGAAUUAUUGGACCAUCUUCCAUAUAGUCCUGAUCUAAGUCGUAACGAUUCCUUAACUUUCCCGAAAAUUAAAAACAGACUGCGUGGUCAAAGGUUCCAGUCACCAGAAGAAGCAGUUGAAGCAUUCAAAAAUGCCGUUUUGGAUCUGCCAGCAAACGAGUGGAAUAAGUGCUUCGAAAAUUGGUUCGAGCGCAUGCAGAUGUGUAUUAAUCUUCGUGGAGAAUACUUAGAAAAACAAUAAAAGUCGUUUAAAACUACCUACCGUGUUGUUUUAUUUCCAUAUGCAAAACUUAAAAGACAUCCCUCGUAGAACCACUAAUACAAA